AUGUCUGCGUCCUUCAGCGGCAGCAGCAAAGGCAACCCCAGCACCCUACAGACACAGAGUCAAGAAACUUUCCCCCAGGAGCAGCACUCGCAAGAGCAUCUGCACUGGGAGCAACAAGAACAAGCUGCACCCGAUGAAGACGCACUGUUUGAAUUCGUGUGGGAAACAGAAUUCGAUGGAGGUGCCUCUCUCUUCUUGAACCACGAAAAUGGUGAACCCCCCCACGCGGCCUGUGACAGUGGCGGCAACCGCAUCAACAACAGCUGCACGCCUCCCUGCACCGCUGCGCUCUUAGACGGGGUUCUCGAACAGCGACAUUUGCAGCAGCUCGACGAGUUUUCCCAGCAGAUGCAUCAGACGCAGCGAAGGGAGUGGCUUGAUCAGCAGGAUGAAGCCUCCUGCUCUCCUGGGCCUACUGCCCCCGAGAAAGAGAACGCCUCAUCAGCAACACCAUCAACACCAUCAGCAGCAGCAGCGACAGCGAGACGGCAUGUAUUGCGAUUGCUGCGUGAACAAGCUCAGGCCUCUGUCCUUGCAGAAGUUUCUCCUGAAGUGCUUGUUGAAGCAGUUGCAGCUGCAGCUGCAGAAGGGCGACCUGCUGGGAGAGCCUUUGCGCAGCUUGGAGCGAUCGAGGGAGCUCUUGUGCUGCAAACGAGGAAAACAGGCUGUCUCCCUGUCUCUUUACUUGCCAGCGCUGCCGAUGCUUUCCGCACUCUGCGUAUCCCGCACACGGACUUGUUGGUUUGCAACAUCCCCUCGAUCGUCGCAGCCCUUGAGGAAGCCUUGCAGCAGCUCGACGCGAGGAGAGCCUCCGAGCCAGCUGCAGAAAAAGCUACGGCUCAGGCGGCAGCAGCAAGCAAGUGGGCAUUGCCGCUGCUUGAGUGUUUUACAGCGGCUCGAGUUGCUCAUAAGACGACGCAGGACUUGUUGCUGCGGCUUCUACUGCUUCCACCCGUUCUGCAGCAACUGCAGCUGCCGCAACUCGCCUCGCUUGCCGUUUGCGCUGCUUCGCAGCCUCUCCUGGAGGUCGGCUACCGACGUCCUACUGUGUGUCUCUUGACUUCGCUUGCUACCCGAGUGUCGGAGAUCCUCAAAGGCCUUCCCGAGGCUCUUCAGAGGGGGCACAGCGGGGGAGAGAACCACAGCAGCACGCGGAGUGAGCCAGCCAUCCUGUCCAAGAGCUUCCUUCCCCCCUAUGGAAGCUUUCUGGGGCCUCUCCCCAGCCGCAGCGCUGCCUUCCUCGUGUCUGCCUUCAGUCGAAUCGAACGGUGGGAAGAACCACCGCAGGAAGCAGCAGCAUGCAUGGCCUUCAGGGAUCGCUUGCUGCUGGAGCUGCUUCCCCCGGCCUUGUGCAGCAUGACGGCGUGGGAGCUGGGCAUCACAGCAAACGCGCUCAAGAUAUUCCACGACCAGCUCGAGACUAGCAGCAGCAGAUGCAGCAGCAGCAGCAGCAGCAGCAAGAACAACAAGAACAACAACAAGAACAACUGCUGCUCUUACCGCCGUGUUGGAAGCGUUGGAAUGCUGCAACAGCGCCCAUUCCAGGGGCAGCAAGCUCCCUGCCGGUCUAACAGCUGGCAUAGCGCUACAGCUUCCGCGACUGUUGCAGUCCACUGCUCCUCCUGUUGCUGUGCCGCUGUUUGUGGCCAUGGCUGCCUGUGGCCUUUCGUCUCCCGCCAUCUCGUCCUUUAUGCUCUCCUACUUUCAAAAGAAGCGCCUCCUUUUCUCUUCGAGGCAGACGCAGGCAGGCCUAACACCCUAAACAGUAGAUGCUUUGCAGCAGGUGUGCGAGACAGGUGGACUGGCCGCUGUGUGAGCCGUCGCUGGAUAAUCACAGCUCCUUGUGCAUUGCCUUGCGAUAGUGCCGCCCUUUCUGCCUCUGCUGGUCGUGCGGCUGCAGGUCUUGAUGCGAGUUUUGCUUCAGGCGGGCUAUGUCCCGGCUGUGCUGAGGUGUAUAGAUCCAUAGCAGAGCACUGGAGGCAGCGCAAGGAAGAUUUCGCACCAAAUCAGGCCUUGAGUUUCGCUAGUGCUCUGCUGCAACAUGCCUCCCUGAGACAAUUGCAGCAGUUACUGCGCGGUUCCGCAGCAGUUCAGCAGCUACUGCUGGAUGCUCUGCACACUGCCGCACAAGGAGCAGUCGCUGAGACAGGAGAAACCACUAAAGGGGCCGCAGCAGCAGCAGCAACAGCUCCAGGAGGGCCUAGUGGAGCAAGUGCUCCGCCGUCACGCAGCUUGAUGCUGCGAAUGGCAGCCUCCGUUGCUUGUGCGUCUCAUGUGGUGAGAGCCGCUGGAUGCUGUAGCGGAGGCAGCACUCGCAGCAGCGGAGACCGAUGGAUUACCGCAGGCAGCAACGCCAAGAACAAGCACAAUACCCGUGCGACAGCCAGCAAGGGCGCAGCGCAAUGCACAGAAGCAUUCGUUGAUAUCGUCGUGAAGGGCUGUAGUAGAGGCACGUUACACGAGGCAAACAAGGACUGGAACUUGCUGCAAGAGACACAGCGGCUCGCUGGCUUUGCAGGCAGCCAAAUGCUCCAGCAUUCAAGCGAAUCGCCAACAGUUAUUGCGGGAGCAGCCGGAUCCCUUGCUCUUGCUGAAGACAGCCAGGCUAUAUGCAGUAAAAAGCACCACUUGCGAGAGCUCAGGACUAGCCACACUAGCCACGGCCGCUUCCCCUCUCUAGACGAGAGAGGAAGCGGUUGCUGGUUAUUUGGCGAGAAAGUGCGACUGCUCCCCUAUAACUGCAGCACUGAACACAGCAGGGAGGACUUAAAUGCGAUUUUGCUGCUGAUGAACGAACUCUUGGAUGUGGAAAAACAAGCCGCCAGAGAUCCCCUCCCGCCGCGAGCUGUAGCGGCAUCUAGCACUGCAGCUCCUGUCUCAGCAGAAAGCCUGACAUCCGAGUCAUCAGCUUGCACAGCUAAAGAAAUGAUGAAGUCAGCCCUGUUUGUUGAGGAUGCAACGCAACGCCACAUCAACGGCCUUUGUGUUUUGGUGCCUAAAGCCUUGGCUCGCAUGAGCAUGUGCAGCAGCAGCGAAGGACUGCAGACAGGAAAUAGGGUCUUGUCGCCUUCUGUCGCACAUAGAGCUGAGCAACCCCAGCUGCAAUCCAAAGUGGCAGCCCCUACCGAGGUACACGCUUUGUUUGUGUUGCUAGAUGAUGCCCAUUGUCUAGCACCCAUGAAGAGUGGAAGACAGGCGUCAGUUUUCUCACCAUCUCACUGCCUGAAGGAAGCUGCAAACCGAGACAUCAGCAACCUUCGCCUUUUGAAGUUCUACAACGAAGACGUUGCAGAGCCACGGCCCGUGUUACUACUGCUGCCGCAGUGCUCACUGCAGCAGGAGCAGCUUCAUGAGAGUGAGUGUUUUCGCGCUGCUGCCUGA
This is a messenger RNA of Cyclospora cayetanensis, 3381 nucleotides long. RefSeq lists its product as uncharacterized. Bases 1 to 3381 code for a protein of 1126 amino acids. The transcript has 7 exons. NCBI's taxonomy places the organism in Eukaryota, Apicomplexa, Conoidasida, Eucoccidiorida, Eimeriidae. The record is from RefSeq and is a predicted model, not a curated record.